GAGUGGGACCUUUUGCGGAAUUUAUUCGCUAUUCACUUUCACUGUUCCGCACAAUUCACGCCCCGCGCUCGUUGUUGAGAGCUGCAAGUAGUGAACACAACCGACUACGUAAUGUGUGUAAAUCGGCAGUGGUGGUAGGUUCAUUCAUACCAGUGGAGCAGGCUGUCUGUCACUGAGCGGUGGUAUCAGAUUGGAAAAUAGCGGGGCAAAAUGUCGAAACGGAGGAUCACACAGGAAACCUUUGAUGCCGCUGUCAGGGAAAACAUGGAGGAGUUUGAGAUGGAGCAGGAUGAGGCUUUGAGGGAGGCUGUGGAGCAGUUUGAGUCUCAAGGAGUGGACCUCAGUUGUAUAGUAAAAGCUGUACCAGCUGUAUCAUAUGACGAAAAACAAGAAGAGCAAACACAUGAGGUCCUACAGGCUUUGGAUUCCCUUCGAAUUGGAAAAGGCUCUGCUGGUGUUAUGGAAGUGACAGCAGACAUAAAACGGUUCACUGAGCAGUGCUCACUUGGAUUUGCCCAGAGGUACCUGGCUGCCCAAAAAGACGCCUACCCCAUCAUCCUCUCCUACUGCAAAAAGAGUGUGGAGGAGCAGGAGGCUGUGAUGGCCGCUCUUUUCGCCCUGGCUGCACUGACAGAUGGACAGCCAGACUUGCUGGAUGCAGAGGGCCAGCAGUUCCUUUUGGAUGUCCUUCAGAAGUACCGGGCAGAUUCCUCUGUGACAUGUGUAGCCAUCUGCGCUGUGCGCCACUGUUGUUUGAAACAUGAACAGAACAGGCAGGAUUUGGUAAAAGGUGGAGUCCUGCCCCUGAUGACCACUGCCAUUACACAACAUAGUGGAUGUGCGGAGCUGGUGAAAGAGGCCUCUGCAGCUCUGAGGGUCAUGACCUUUGAUGAUGAUGUUCGAGUUACAUUUGGGCAUGCUCAUGAACAUGCCAAAGUUAUUGUCCUGGAGCACAAUGGACUGAAGGUCUUAAUUGAUGCUGCAAAAGCUCACAUUGAUAAUACUUCUGUUCUGAGUGAACUCUGUGCAACUUUGUCCCGUUUGGCUGUAAGGAACGAAUUUUGUCAAGACAUCUGUGAUCUGGGAGGAUUAAAACUCAUGAUGACACUGCUUGCAGACUGCUAUGAGACAGCGGAGUUGGUUCGGCAGGUCCUAAGUGCAAUACAAGCUGUAGCAGGAAAUGAUGAUGUGAAAGAUGCUGUUGUUAAUACUGGUGGAGUCCAGCUCAUUGUCAUUGCCAUGAACAGACACAUGAGCAACGCUGCUGUGUGUGAGCACGGCUGUGCAUGCCUUUCUGUCCUUGCUUUGCGUAAACCCAACAACUGCAAAGUCAUCAUGGACAAUGGAGGUGCCUUGGCUGCUGUGCAAGCUAUGAAGGCCCAUACUGAUGCGGUUAAUGUGCAGAAACAGGCGUGUAUGCUGUUGAGAAACCUGGUUUCACGUAUGCGCAACUACAGCCAACCAAUCCUGGAGAUGGGAGCAGAGGCCCUGAUAGCCCAGGCACUAAAGGCCCAUCAAGACUGUGGUGAUGUGGGUAAAGCAGCCCUCAGAGAUCUGGGAUGCCAGGUGGAGCUUCGGGAGCUGUGGACUGGCAAACAUGGCAGCCUCACCAACUGAAAGCAAAGGAGAGCAUCAGUGAAGACAAUACAUUCUUACAAUGAGUUUGUCUAAAAUGCAAUUUUAGGGGAGAUGAAAUGUUAGGAUCUUGGUAUACAUAGCCAAGAGUUGAAGCAGAUGCACCUACUUAGCUAGAUACAUUUGUACAGUGUAGUUGUCAUAAAAAAACACUUGUGAGCAGUAGAAACAACCAAGCCACCAGUCACACACAAUGUCUUUAAGAAGUAGAAUAUAUUUUGCAGUCCUUUUUCUGUUUCUAACAAGUAUAAAAAGGUCAUCGUAGUCCUUUUGUACAUGUUUUAUUCACUAUUAAUAUUUUGUUUACAAAUUUUUGAUGUUCAAUUUUCUAUCUGUAACACAUUUAUGUUUGUGAGAUGUUAAAUGUAAGUUUGUGAAUUUUGUGCCAUGGUAAAUAUUAAUGUAUUUGCUGCUAAGCAAAUAGAUUAACUGCACUAUUUGCAGUUUCCUUUCCCAUGUUGGCAGAGGCAAAUUUUAACAUGUAUUGAAUGCCUUAUGUUUACUAGCACAAAACUUGUCCUCUUUUGUUUGUAGUUUGUCUAUGCAUAAUUACAAUCUAAAACUAAAAUCUCUGAUCUUUAGACCAACCACUGACGACAUUAUAUAUAUUCUGCAUGACCAUGAUAAAACUCCCUUUUGGUGCAUCACUUUAUCUUGCUGUGUGGCCAUGUGUGUAUAACAUUAUACACUGCAUUUGGUGAACCUGAGGAUACAUUUUAAAAGGCUAAAUUAACUUCCAGUG
Xiphias gladius (swordfish) is the source of this 2377-nucleotide messenger RNA. RefSeq names its product armadillo repeat containing 6 (gene armc6). The transcript has 8 exons. Gene Ontology annotation, molecular function: protein binding. Gene Ontology annotation, biological process: hematopoietic progenitor cell differentiation. NCBI's taxonomy places the organism in Eukaryota, Metazoa, Chordata, Actinopteri, Istiophoriformes, Xiphiidae. Bases 211 to 1617 code for a protein of 468 amino acids. The record is from RefSeq and is a predicted model, not a curated record.